Molecule: messenger RNA, 2739 nt
Organism: Rotaria sordida
Lineage: Eukaryota; Metazoa; Rotifera; Eurotatoria; Philodinida; Philodinidae
Source: the annotation of a GenBank genome assembly
AUGAGUCGAACUACAUUUCUUAAUGUUGAUGAUACGAAGGCUGGUAUGGAAGAUUUGGAUAAAGAAAAAAUUAAUAAAUUAAUUCAAGAAGCAUCUAAAAAUUCAAAAUUUUUUAAACAACAACAACGACGUGAAGAAGAAAAUCGUCGAAGAAUUGAAGUUAAAUUAUCUAAAAUAAAAUCAUUUUCAACUUUUCAAAUUGAACAAGCUGAAAAAUCAGCUGAUCGAUAUUUAAAUCAACUAGAUAAAACUCGAGAUUUAUCUCGAAUAUUUUGUCAUAUUGAUAUGGAUGCUUUUUAUGCAUCAGUUGAAAUGCGAGAAAAUCCAGCACUUCAACAUGUACCAAUGGCAGUUGGUGGUGAAGGCAUGUUGUCAACAUCAAAUUAUUUAGCUCGUCAAUUUGGUGUACGUGCAGCAAUGCCUGGUUUUAUUGCACGACAUCUUUGUCCGAAUCUAGUUAUUGUACCUUGUGAUUUUAAUAAAUAUCGAGUAGAUAGUUCAAAAGUCAUGAAAAUUAUUAGUGAAUAUGAUGAAAAUUAUGGUUCAUGUGGUCUUGAUGAAGCCUUUGCUGAUCUAACAAAUCAUUUACAAAAACGAUCGACGUUAUCGGAAGAACAAAGAACAUUUCCGAAAGAAGAAAAUUCAACUGAAACAAUAACAUUUGGUAUUACAGCUGAAGAAACUGUUCAAGAAAUUCGACAUCGUAUCUAUUUAGCAACACGAAUAACAGCUAGUGCUGGUAUGGCAUGUAAUAUGCGUUUGGCUAAAUUAUGUUCAGAUAUCAAUAAACCAAAUGGACAAUAUCAAUUAGAAUCGAAUGUAAAUGUUAUUUUAAAUUUUAUUCGAAAUUUACCAAUACGAAAAAUAAAAGGUAUUGGAAAAGUGACUGCACUUCAUUUAGAAUCACUUCAAAUUCAAACAGUUAAUGAUAUUUAUCUUAAACGUGGAAUUCUUAAAUUAAUUGAAUAUCCAUCAACAUUUGAUUUUCUUAUGCGUGUUUGUAACGGUUGUGGUUCAACAACUAUUGAACAUGAUGAUUUACAAAAAAGUAUUGGACAUGAAACAACAUUUAAUGGUACAAGUGAUUCAUUACAAUUAAUAUCACUUUGUCGUGAUUUAGCAAAGAAAACAGUUGAUGAACUUAUAUCUGAUCGUAUUUUAUGUAAACGUGUAACACUUAAAAUUAAAACAGUUAAUUUUGAAAUUUUAACACGCUCAAAAACACUUUCAUCUUAUACAGAUUCAUUAAAUAUAAUUACUGAUAAAGUUAUUACAUUACUUAAGCAUGAACUUGAUCAAGAUCUUGAAUUACCAGCUUUACGUCUUAUGGGUGUACGAGUAUCUGAUUUGAAAAUGAAAAGUUCUGAUUUACCAAUUCUUCAAUUUUUUUCAAAAAAAUCUACAACAACAACAAUCAAUGAAAAUACACAUGAUAUGAUUGAAGAUAUUGAUGAUGAUGCUGAUGAUGAUGAGGGAGAAGAAGAAAAUUUGAAUGAAGAAUUUCUAUCAAUUGAAAAUCAAUAUAAUGAAGAUUGUAAUUCUAAAUUAAUUCAUAUUGAUGAUGAAAAUUCUAAUACAAGUACAACAACAUGUCCUGUAUGUCAAAAAAUGCUUCUAGGUGAUAAUGAUAAAAUAAAUAAACAUAUUGAUUUAUGUUUAAAUGGUGAAAUGAUUCGAACAACAAUUAAAGAACAAGAUCAACAAACAUCACCUCAAACAAAUUAUAAUAAACGUAUUAAUUUAACUCAAUCAAAAGUAACACCACCAGCUAAACGACAAAAAAGAAAAUUUAAUACAACACCACAACGAACAAAUGGAACAAUGACGCUCCAAAAUAACUCAACUACGAUAGAUUUUCAAUCAUGGUUUAUUCCUAUUGAUAUUUUAAAUAUGAUAUGUUGUGUCUCUGCUGUUAUACUUGCUCUAAUAUUUUUAUUUAUAAUUAUUUUUGAUAAAGUAUAUCGUAAAGUUGGAAUGAUACUUGUUGUGAAUUCUUGUUUAGCUGAAUUUAUAUUUGGAAUUUAUUUACUUGCUGUAACUUUAUUUACAUUUCACAAUGAUCUUAAACAAAUUUACUUCUACGAUUCAUUUUGUCUUAUAACGGCUUACAUAGGUUAUAUGUCAAUUGGACUACAAAAUUAUUCUUAUUUAUUACAAGCAAUCUAUCGAUAUAUCUUGAUUGUUAAUCCAUUGGGAUUAUUCUAUCAAUCAGUUAAAUUUCAAGUUUUUCUCAUAAGCUUCACAUGGAUAUGUUGUAUUAUUUAUCCUUUUCCAUUAGUGUUUACUGGUCAAAUAAAAUAUCUUGUUGAUGAUCAAUUAUGUCAAAUACCUCCUGGAUUUUCGUUUGUAACAAUAUUCAAUGCAUUUUAUAUCUAUCUAUUUCCUAUGAUAAGUAUAGUAUUAAUCUAUUUAAAAAUGGUUCGAUAUGUACGCGAGAUGAGUAAACAUGUAACUCCAGUUAAUAGAUUAUUUCAUGCUCAACGAGAACUAAAAAUGAUUCGACGUAUAAUUUCACUUGUAUCCAUUUUAAUAGCACUUGGUUUACCUUAUCAAACUCUUAUUAUUGUGUCAUUCUUUAAAAGUGCACCAAAAUAUCAUUUUCGUAUUGUUUUUAUAUUUAUCAAUGCAUCAUUGGUAUUUGUCUUGAUUGCUAUUUUAGAAAUUACAGAACCUUUGAAAACUUCUUUGAUAAGAAGAAUAAAUGGUCGAGCAACAAAUGUUGUACGAACAGUGGCAUAA